Molecule: messenger RNA, 1885 nt
Organism: Mastomys coucha (southern multimammate mouse)
Lineage: Eukaryota; Metazoa; Chordata; Mammalia; Rodentia; Muridae
Gene: Chlsn
Product: chromosome unknown C7orf50 homolog
Exons: 5
Coding region: 307-894 (195 amino acids)
Source: RefSeq, a predicted model, not a curated record
GGAAUUCUCUGAGCAGUGUUCCAUCUGCCCUUCCCAGCACAGCAUCAGCUGCCAGAAUUCGGCCUCACAUGCCCACGCCACCGGGAGUUGUCCUGGCAACUGCCUGCGCUCUCAGCUCAGAGGGAUGACGCCAGUAUCCUGCGCCAGGGCUACGCCCUCCCAUGCGGCGGCCAUUGGCUGGCUGGAAGACGGACACAGGCCCGGUCUAAUGGAUAGCGCCGAUCUUCUGAGGGCGGGACGGCGCGGAACCUGCUGGGUUGGUGGUGGAGGCGCGUGGCAGAGGUGUGCGAGAGUGAGAGCUGUAGGAUGGCAAAACAUAAGAGAAAAGGUCUCGAAGGGGCAGGAAAGGAGAGUAAAAAGCAGAAGAUCACACGGGCAGAGGAAGCGCCGAGGACAUCUGAAGCCAGGCCAGGCAGGGAGACAGCCAGCCCCAUGGUGCAGGAGGCCAGCCCUGAGUUGUCCCCAGAGGAGAGGAGGGUCUUGGAAAGGAAACUGAAGAAGGAACGGAAGAAAGAAGAGAAGAAACGGCUGAGAGAGGCGGGCAUUGCUGCAGCACAGACUGCCAAGGUUCAGACCCCGCCAGCCAAGCCCUCAGCUGCCGUCCUGGCCCUGGAGUACCUCCAAGGGUGGGCUCAGAAGCAGGAGAGCUGGAGAUUCCAGAAGACAAGGCAGACGUGGCUCUUGCUGCACAUGUACGAUGAGGACAAGGUUCCUGAUGAGCACUUUUCUACCCUGCUGGACUACCUCGAGGGGCUGAAGGGCAGUGCCCGAGAGCUGACCAUCCAGAAGGCCGAGGCUCUGAUGCAGAAGCUAGAUGAGGCUGACCCUGAGGCCAGAGACGGGUCUCUGGGGAAGGUGCAGCGCCUCCGGCAGGUGCUGCAGCUGCUCUCCUGAUGGGAAGAGGUGGCUUCGGGCCCUGAGGGACACACUGGCUACCUCCUCCCAGAGCUGUAGGAGCAUCGGGUCACAGCAGGUCAUCUGGCUUGAUGACUGCCUUCCAAAGUCCUGAGAAGAACCCUUCAUCCCCUCCCUAUAAGUUGUAAAAGUUUCUGGAGCCUUGGGAGUUGAACAUGGUCUCCCCAAAACAGCUCUGAGGUGCCACUCCCACACGAGUGGCCCUAAAGUGGCUGUGAACAGAGUCUACUUUUUCUACCAAGGAUAUCUUAGAAACUGGCCCAAGCUGGCUUUCCCCAUCAUCUGGGAUUCCCUGCUGUGUGUGUGGGGGGGGGUCCUACAUAUUCAGUCUGGGGGCCAUUACAGUGCAGCCUGGAUGCAACUCACCGGUCUGUAGGGAGACCCUAUUGAGGGUUUGUAUUGAGGACCCUGGGCCUGUGUGGCUGCCCAGAUGCAGAUAGAAGCUGCUGCUCCAUCCCUACUCGUUUCAGCAACCCCAUGCUGUCCCUGGUGUCAGCAGUGGGCCCAGUUCCUUGUCGUUGCACCUCUCAGCCAGCGUGUAAGAAACAGAAGGACUAAGUGUUCGCAUCUGGACCCACGUCACCAUCAGAACACAUACCCUACUCCCACUGGGCAUCUUUUCCUUCAGACCAUAAUGAAUCGCCCAUAGGUGCCACAUAGGGAGGGCGCUGAUGGGCUAGAGAGGAUUUGGUGCCAGUCUAGCUCAGUGAGCAGUGAGGUCAUUGGGGCCUGCAGAUGGGAGCCAUGGAGUGUCCGCCUUCUGCCUCCGCUGGUCUCUAGCCCACAGCUUCUUGAACUCCUCACCCACAGCUGCUUUGCUUCAGAGUCACUUUUAUAGACCCAGGAAUAGAGGUAUAUAAAAGAGGUUGACAGAUAAAUAUAUAUUGUAUCCCAAGAAAUUUAUUUUAAAAUGAUUCUGAAUACACAUAAUUUUCCAUGUAUUAAAGAUAAAGGCAAGUUUACAUACUCA